ACCACACACAAUUUCUUAAAAACAACAAAGUAGACUCAGUGUUUUUUCUGUUACUUGCUUGCCUACAUUUACAGAGCGAUUCUCCGUCAGUUAGUUCCUGUUUUAGUCAGAGUGUGCAAAGUAAAUUGCGAAUUGCUUGAGAAUUACCGUGAAAUAUUUCAUUCAAGAUUCAGUCAAAAAAAAAAAAUGGAAGAAAAAAACGGUUCAGACCAUUCACCGACAAAAAAGCGAUCGGGUUACAUCGAAUGGGGUGAUUAUUUUAUGGCGAUGGCAUUCUUAGCGGCUAAACGAAGCAAAGAUCCAAGUACACAGGUUGGAGCGUGCAUUGUCAAUGAGGAUAAAAAAAUAGUUGGCGUUGGUUACAAUGGAUUUCCAAUUGGUUGCAGCGAUGAUGAUUUCCCAUGGAGUAAAAAUACACCCGACGCACUCGAUUCAAAAUAUAUGUACGUGUGCCAUGCCGAAGUGAAUGCCGUGCUCAAUAAAUUAUCGGCCGAUUUAAAAAAUUGCACACUGUAUGUGGCAUUGUUUCCAUGCAACGAAUGUGCAAAAGUGAUUAUUCAGUCACGCAUCAAGGAAAUAAUCUAUUUGUCGGACAAACACGCACAUAAACCUGAAGUCGUUGCAUCGAAGCGAAUGCUUGACGCAGCCGAAAUCAAGUACACACAAUACAAACCGACGUGCAAGCGUAUUGUCAUCGAUUUCAGUGACAUCGAUUCGCUGAAACUCAAUCAACUGCCGCCAACACCGAUCAAAGGACGUUUCGAGGAAAAUGGUGCUUAAAAAAAUCCAUCGAAACUAAUCUAAAAACCAAAGUCAUUUCAUUUUAAACGAACCAUUCACAUUAAAUAGGAAAAUCUUUCCAAUUGAAACAACGCUAGCAAUUUAUCGAAAUAAACUCUCGACUGUGGUUUUUUUUUUAUUAAUUUUUGUUGUAAAAUUGUUUCUAAAAAUAAUUUGUGCUCAACAAAAUUGUGCAUUGAAAAUGCGAUUUUUGGUAUUUAAUUUUCUUAUGCGAUCGGGAGAUUCUUUAAAUAAAGCAAAUUGAUUUCAAAA
Molecule: messenger RNA, 1053 nt
Organism: Sitodiplosis mosellana (orange wheat blossom midge)
Lineage: Eukaryota; Metazoa; Arthropoda; Insecta; Diptera; Cecidomyiidae
Product: deoxycytidylate deaminase-like
Exons: 1
Coding region: 187-780 (197 amino acids)
Biological process (GO): dUMP biosynthetic process; dTMP biosynthetic process
Cellular component (GO): cytoplasm
Molecular function (GO): dCMP deaminase activity; zinc ion binding
Source: RefSeq, a predicted model, not a curated record